ACGUGACUGGUUACGUAAGUGUCAAAGGUAACUCCGGUUGCUGGGCGUUUGAAGAGACACUUGUCCCUUUGGCCUCGGGCAGCUUUUGUAGAUAUUAACCGAACCGGAAAAAAACACGACACAUUCCCCAUUUUUUUUUCUCUUUCUUUGGCAUUUGCGGGUUUCAAGGUAGCACCCACCGUGGCCGUGAAACUCUAGGUUGGAAGGUGGAGAAGAAGGGCUAAUUCCUGAUGAUGGCCCAUUACCCAGGAUACUCUCUCAGGGACACACUUUACUGGGAUGAAACAGAAUGCCUCAACUACUAUGGGAUGCUGUCCCUGCAUGAAGUUUUUGAAAUCGUCAGUGCUCAGCUGACCGAGACGGAUAUUGACGUGCUCUCUUUCCUUCUGAAUGAAAGCUUCUCUGUAUCGCACCCCCUCGACCCAGCAGGCUGGACAGUCGAGCCUCGUUUGGGGGAUCCAGACUGCCCAGGUGUGUCCCCCAGCCCUGAACUGCUAAAGGCUUGGAAGAGGUUACAGCCUCAGGGUUCCCCGUGUUCCUCAUUCACGUUAUACAAGCCGAGUAGUGGUCUAGAGUUGCUGCUGGAGUUGGAGAGGCGAGGGUACAUCAGUGAGGGCAACUUGGAACCACUACUGCAACUUCUGAGAGUCCUCACUCGUCAUGAUCUUCUCCCUUUUGUGUCUCGCAAGAGAAGGAGGACAGUAUCCCCAGAGAGAAUUGGACGGAAGUGCGGGAUAGAGAAUGGAGAGCUGAUGUGCCACUCUGGACAGAGACACAACUGCAGACAGACAGAAAUACCAAUGCGAAACUUCAUGCAGGACUGGAGAAGUGAUGUUUACCCUCCCAUGCCUGGGCAAGUCCCCAGGAGGAGGAGGAAGAAGAGGGGCCAUGGCUGGAGCCGCAGGCCCAAGAAACCGUGCAGGCAGGACCAGCUGCCUCCUCCUCCACCACCAGAAAAAGUCUGUUGCGCAGAUAUCCGACUGCGGGUCCGGGCUGAGUACCUCGAGCAUGACUCGGUACUUCGCGGUGGUGUCUCCUCGGACAAGCAGCAGCCCCUGGAGCGGCAGUUUGAGUUGUUCAGCCGAGCCAGCUCGCUGCUGCGUGCCAGGGACCUGGGCUCCAUCAUCUGCAACAUCAAGUUUACAGAGCUGGACAACCUAGAGGCCUUCUGGGGGGACUACCUCAGUGGGGCCCUGCUGGAGGCUCUGAAGGGCGUCUUCAUCACCGACUCCCUGAGAAUGGCGGCGGGCUCAGAGGGUGUCCGUCUGCUGAUCAGCGUGGACCAGGAUGACUAUGAGGAGGGUCGAAGGGUGCUCUUAGCUAGGAGAAUGCGGUCAUCCAUCAAUGGUCCUGCUCUGUAGGAUGCCAGGAUGAAAAAAGGAUGACUCAAAAUGAAGAGCAGGCUCAUUUUUCUUCUUGGUCUCUCUCAGCAAGAGCCGUAAACAAGCAGACCUCUUCCAGAGGAUCAACGGUAAAGCACACCAUGACUUUAUCAAACUUGAAUAAAAAGAAGAUAACAGGCCAGACCACACAUAACUAUCUAUUGUUGACACAUGCAGGUGCUCAGUCUGUCAAAGCUCAGACUGCCUUUACACAAACUUACACAGACACUAAUUUAUAGACAGAAAUCACAACCGAUCUGCCUAUCAUCCAUCCAAGUUUAUAUUUUGCACAGACAGUGGACUGCCAGAUGCCAAACUGUGAUUCUUAGAAAUCUGCACACACACUUAGACCACUGCACAGUGCAAAGCAAGAUAUGAUUUGAUUUCGCUGAAAUGUUCGCCUUGAGAGGGGAACUGUUAACAGGCUAUUAUGGUUUGUAGAACAGAUUAAAAACAUAAACUGAGUGGCCAAGAAAAUAUUAAAUGAUGGUUUGUGUUUGGAUCAAAUAAAAUUUUGUGAGAAUUGAACGCCGAUGACAAAAAGGAUGGUGGUCAGUACAGAGCAGCCUUUGUGUCUAACUUUGGUUCUGGAGAGCCCAGUCUACACACACGCACACACCCACAUAUAAAAAAAAAACACUGGGACUCCUAGCUCUGUGUGCCACGAUAAACCAACUUGUGAUUGCCGUGGUCAGUGGACAUGGCAGGUGCCAGUAGAUGACAGCAGUGAUUAGGGCUGGGCCUCAGUGGACCAUGGAAGAUUCAUCAUCACAAGCUUGUCAAAAGCAACCGGGAUAAUGCAAUGGCGGCUUGUAUAUCCGGGCUUCCAGCUAGGCCUCAGCAAGUGCUUCUCUCAGCAAGUAAAGCACAGGACAGUGCGUCGGUCAAUAGAAGUGAUGUUGGGGAGAUCAAAAUCAAAAGUGCACAUCCCAGCUCCACUCAGCCCUGCUAUGUAGGCCCAGUAGAGUGGCUCACGGACAGCUGUCUACUCACCCUGCUGGAACUAAUGCCUGGACUUCACUCAUAGAAGACGAUCAAUAAGGCCCCUCACUCUAAGUCCCUUCAUACAAGCACAACUUAAGCGGACAGGCUGCUUGCUACUGUCUGAAUUGCAGGGCUCUGCCGGGUCAGGCAGAGGCACCCACAGGGAGGGACAUGGGAUAUAACAUCAAGUUUCAUUUUGUGUGUUUUUGGUAUAAGCAUUUCUUAAUGUAUGUUUGUACUGUUCAUUGGGGGAAAAAAACAUUUAAAAAAUCACUUUGGGGGGAUUUUUUUUUUUUUUUUUUUUUUUUUUUGUUAAAAAAAAUAGACAUUUACUUUUGGCAUGUCAAGUCUUUUUGUGGAAAUGUUAAUAUAUUAGAACUAAUUUCUGGUGACAAUAAAGAUUUAUUGGAAUAAA
Molecule: messenger RNA, 2781 nt
Organism: Myripristis murdjan (pinecone soldierfish)
Lineage: Eukaryota; Metazoa; Chordata; Actinopteri; Holocentriformes; Holocentridae
Gene: dedd2
Product: death effector domain-containing 1
Exons: 6
Coding region: 231-1361 (376 amino acids)
Biological process (GO): regulation of apoptotic process; apoptotic process; extrinsic apoptotic signaling pathway via death domain receptors
Cellular component (GO): nucleolus
Molecular function (GO): protein binding; DNA binding
Source: RefSeq, a predicted model, not a curated record